Molecule: messenger RNA, 1308 nt
Organism: Aspergillus oryzae RIB40
Lineage: Eukaryota; Fungi; Ascomycota; Eurotiomycetes; Eurotiales; Aspergillaceae
Exons: 6
Coding region: 1-1308 (435 amino acids)
Cellular component (GO): cytoplasm
Molecular function (GO): flavin adenine dinucleotide binding; electron-transferring-flavoprotein dehydrogenase activity
Source: RefSeq, a predicted model, not a curated record
AUGCCUCAGCACACCACCGUCGUCCCUCGCAGCCGAAACCACCCGCCCUACGCGGCCGUGAGGAAGCCAAAAAUUGUCAUUGUGGGGUGCUCAUACGCUGGGAUGUCAGCAACCCUCACCCUGACGGCCUUGAAGGGUGGUCUACCUAUCCCAUUUGCUUCCUACGGAGAUUACAGUCACCUUCAAAAUGUCCCUUCAGUGCAAGACUUUGAUAUCACCGUGGUCGAUGAGAGAGAUGGAUUUUUCCAUAGUGUCGGAGCCCCACUAGCCCACAUCUCGCCCGCGGAAACAAGCGUGAUGUGGAAGGUGUACAAAGGAUUUUCUGAAUUGAGCCGGCCGGAUAUCGAUUUUGUUCAGGGAACCGUUAUAAGUAUCGAUCCGACGAGCCAGGACCUGGAAGGCAGAUCACAGCAUCUAAAAUACGACUACAUUCUUAUAUCUUCAGGUCUUCGGCGCCCAUGGCCUAUCGUCCCGCGAUCCAGGCAUUUCCGCUCAUACUUGUCCGAUGCUUCAACAUUCAUAGAGAAGAUUAUUGAAGCUGAAAAGCUAGGCGUAGUGGUCGUCGGAGGUGGUACGUUGAAAUGGAAAGUCCAUGAAUUUCAAUCUUGGGGCGCUAUAGGUGUUGAGUUUGCCGGCAAGAUCAAAACACACUACACCGGAACGCCAGUUACCUUAGUCCAUUCGCGGCAUCAAUUGCUCUCAAACGAGCCGCUGCCCGAAGAAUUCAAGACAAGGACAUUAGAACUGCUGCGAGCGCAAGGAAUAGACGUCAUUCUGAACCAGCGUGCUGAUGUCCAAGAGCUGCCAGAUGGGACAUUCUACGUCAAAUUCCAGGAUGGCAAUCGUUUACAUACUGGCAUGGUCAUUAUGGCAAUGGCCUCCCCCACCCCUUCAUCGCAAUUCUUGCCAUCUUACAUUCUCAGAGUGACGCUAAUCUACAUCGGCAGUCUCCAAAUUAUCUCGAGAGACGAAGUCAUCCCUCGAAUGUUUCCAGCUGGAGAUAUUGUGAAUGUUGCAGGAAUCAAGUUGGGAGGAAACGCAAUGUUGAUGGGGAGUGUAGCUGCGGCUAAUAUCUACUCCUUGCUCGUCGCUCAACAUAACCCAAGCUGGCGAUCAGCUAUGGAGCGAUACGAACCCAUGGAGCCCAAGAUGGCUCUCUCUGUGGGCAACAGUGCUGUCUGUUAUACCUCUGAUGAUGGAGUUAAAUAUGGAAAGGAGUGGGUGGAGCCUAUGUUUGGUUCAGACCUGGGAUGGUCCAAAAUCUUGUCCACACUCGGCCUGAACAAUUAUGAAAACACAGCAUUAUAA